ACAACACAUUUCGUCGUUUCACCUUAAUCUUCUACUAAAAUGGACAAUACAAAAGCUCCCGUCAAACUCGCCAAAGUCAUUAAGGUUCUUGGAAGGACAGGCUCUCGCGGAGGUGUCACUCAAGUCCGUGUAGAAUUCAUGGACGACACAACAAGAACGAUCAUACGGAACGUGAAAGGUCCUGUGCGUGAGCAGGACAUUCUUGCUCUCCUUGAGUCUGAGCGUGAGGCUCGCCGUCUACGGUGAUCUAGCACUAGUGAUCUACUCAUUUUCCUUUUCGACAUACGUCUGCGCGUGUAAAACUAUGGGCACAUUCACCUCAAUUGAUACACAUGCAUUUUUCCUGCUUUGUUCAUUGAACAUUGAACAUCUCAUGGCGAACCUUGAGUAUGUACUUAAACCCGCC
Marasmius oreades (fairy-ring Marasmius) is the source of this 406-nucleotide messenger RNA. RefSeq lists its product as uncharacterized. The record is from RefSeq and is a predicted model, not a curated record. The transcript is spliced from 4 exons. Gene Ontology annotation, cellular component: ribosome; cytosolic small ribosomal subunit. Gene Ontology annotation, biological process: maturation of SSU-rRNA; translation; ribosomal small subunit assembly. Gene Ontology annotation, molecular function: structural constituent of ribosome. Lineage: Eukaryota; Fungi; Basidiomycota; Agaricomycetes; Agaricales; Marasmiaceae. The coding region runs from base 40 to 246 and encodes 68 amino acids.